AUGAAUAACAAAAGCUUCACUGUCGUACCAAAAACCAAAUCGGAGCGACAACAACCACCGGUUGCCACGAAGGCCGCCGAAAAAAUUAACCCAGUGGUCGAAUUUGCUGCCAUGGGUGAUGUUUUUACAAAUCUUUCUGAUUGUGAUAAUGGAGCCAGAGGGUUGAAUGUUGUGAUGGUUUCAUGUUCUCCGAAGAUGAUUCUGGUGGGAAGCUUGAUUUUGACUUGUAAGGAGAUUGGGGUUUGGUUUCUUCUUCCCCAACAAAUCUUCUUCCCCAACGUUCUUAACUGUUCUUCCUUAACGACUAUUUUCUUCCAUUUCUCCUUCCUGACUUGCAAUCGAACAGUGGUGGUUUGUUUUUGUGGAAAGCUUGCUUUGGUGAAAACGUCUUGGACACCACUGAAUCCCGGCAGGAGGUUUUAUUCUUGCCCUACUAAGGAUUUUGUUUGUGGGUUUAUCGGGUGGGUUGACCCGCCUAUGUGUGCUAGGAGUAAAACCGUCAUACCUGGUCUUCUAAGAAACAUAAAUAUGUUGGAGGAAAGAUGUAAUGGGCUGGUAAGAAGUAUCAACAUGUUACACAAACAGUGCAAUGGACUUUUGAGCAGGAACAACAUGUUGGAGGCAAGGUGUGAUGCAUUGAAGGAUGAAGGCUUCAAGCUGAAGAUGUAUUUAUGUGCAAGUUGGUUUAUGUUUGUGAUUGUUAUCUUUAAUAUUUGGUCUAUGUAA
Messenger RNA from Lactuca saligna, 726 nucleotides. NCBI's taxonomy places the organism in Eukaryota, Viridiplantae, Streptophyta, Magnoliopsida, Asterales, Asteraceae. The record is from the annotation of a GenBank genome assembly.